This is a messenger RNA of Ciona intestinalis (vase tunicate), 1528 nucleotides long. Its product is annotated as soluble calcium-activated nucleotidase 1. Gene Ontology annotation, molecular function: UDP phosphatase activity; GDP phosphatase activity; calcium ion binding. Gene Ontology annotation, biological process: proteoglycan biosynthetic process. NCBI's taxonomy places the organism in Eukaryota, Metazoa, Chordata, Ascidiacea, Phlebobranchia, Cionidae. The record is from RefSeq and is a predicted model, not a curated record.
AGUUUUAUCUAUGACGUCACAAGCAAUAACAAUCGCCGGUUGUAACUUGGUUCUAGUAUAGUAAAAAUUCGCAAUUAAUCGUUUGUGACGUAAGAGUAAGGUGUAUGAUGUAUAAAAGCGUUAGUUUUUCCUCGUUUGCUUCUGCUGACGUGGACGUAGAAGCGUGGCGAACAAAAAUAGAUGUUCCAGUAUUUUCAAGGGCUGGUAAAACAAAAGGAGCAAUCACGUUUAAACGCCGACCAAUCAUCGUUGCUUUAAUAUUCAUUAUUUGUUUUUUAUCGUUCUCAUAUUACACAACCCACCCAGCCCCAACCAUGGGAGGUCAACAUACAGAGGUUCAAAUAUUACAAAAAGUGACAUCAUACAAUACCACUUAUCCACUUACAAGACCCAUUGUGACAUCACAAGGGAUGACAAUGCGUAUUGGGAUGAUUACCGACAUGGAUGUUUCAUCAAGAUCUGGUAACAAAACAUAUGAGUGGCGGAGUUAUAUUCGAUAUGGUUGGUUAAGUUUCAACAAUCGAACGCUCUCUAUCUCCAUCAAGUGGGAACAGGAUGAUGUUGAUGCAGUUGAAAUCGUGUCGGGAUAUUCCAACCAUGGGCGAGGCAUGGAGAUGUCGGAAAUGGUUGUGUUCGACGGGAAAGUAUUGGUCGUGGACGAUCGCACAGGGAUUGUUUAUCAUGUGAUCGGGAACCGCAUUGCACCAUGGGUAAUAUUAUCAGAUGGGGAUGGGACAAAAGCAAAAGGGUUUAAAGGUGAAUGGAUGACAAUCAAAGACGAGACGUUGAUUGUUGGGGCUGCAGGUAAGGAAUGGACAACAAGACAUGGGGUAUUCAUGCAUAGGGAUCCACAAUGGGUGAAAACAAUCGAUAAAUAUGGAGCAGUGCGACAUUUUGAUUGGACGACAAAUUACCGAUCAAUGCAGCGAGCGUCUGGUCAUCUUUCACCAGGCUACAUCAUCCACGAGAGUUGUGCAUGGAGUAAAAUACACAAUGCUUGGUUCUUCCUCCCACGCAGAGUGAGCUCACUUCGUUACAACGAUGUACUUGACCAACAACGAGGGGGAAACAUUUUGUUCAAAUGCAAUCACGACUUCACGUCUGUUCAAGUCAUAACAAUCGGUGACACCACUCAUCGGGAACGAGGAUAUUCAUCGUUUAAAUUCAUUCCUGGGACCAAUGAUGGGGUGAUUGUUGCGUUGAAGACCGUCGAGCUAAAUGCACGAACACAAACCUACGUCACCUCAUUCACACUAGAGGGCAAUAUAUUAUUACCGGACACACUCGUGUCGGACAAUUAUAAAUUUGAAGGAUUUGAAUUUUUAUAAUAAUCUGUUAAUUAAAAUGUUUAGGAAAUUAUUUAUUUUAUUUUCAUCAUUUAUUUUAUUUUCAUCAUUUAUUUUAUUUUCAUCAUUUAUUUUAUUUUCAUCAUUUAUUUUAUUUUAAAAUAUUAGUUAACAAUAACUUUCCUAGAGCACUUUGAUAAUAUUAUAUGUUCAUUGGUCGUGGAAUAAAUGUUGAAAAGUGA